Molecule: messenger RNA, 1131 nt
Organism: Megalobrama amblycephala (Wuchang bream)
Lineage: Eukaryota; Metazoa; Chordata; Actinopteri; Cypriniformes; Xenocyprididae
Gene: rfesd
Product: Rieske (Fe-S) domain containing
Molecular function (GO): 2 iron, 2 sulfur cluster binding
Source: RefSeq, a predicted model, not a curated record
CGCAGUGUGAGUCGCUCUAUGAUUGGCUCCCUCAGUGGUAAUUUAAUAGGAGUCUUGACUUUUUAUUGUCUGUUAUGAAGAGAAGACGCAUAUAAAGUGUGAUUUGGAUGGGAAAGAACGUAUUAUUUAAAAGUGUUUUUAAAGAAAUAAUUGGUUUGAAUAAUAUGAUAUGAUAGUUUUAGCAAAUUAAUUACAAUCAAAUGCAGCUUUUUUAAACUUGCCGUUGGUAUCUUAGAACUCUAUGGAAUUACCUUUGUUCCAUAGAACUCGAAGUGUAUGAAUGUGUCAGUUAAUGGCGUGUCGUUCAGUUUUAUACAUUAAACAAAGAUAAAGUUAAACGCGUUGAGUGGGUCCUGAUCUGCAGGGCUGAUAGGGCUGGUCGCUACACCCGGUGGGCUCGAGAUAACAGGAUCCUUCAGACCAGAAGAUACUUAAACGUUAUUUGACGCACGUUUCACAAGAGUCACAACGACCAAGACAAGAACAAGAAGACAUAAUCAAAACGUCAGCCACCACAUCCAUGGAUGAAAAGAAGCCUUCUCGUUUGUAUUUUAUCGGCAAGAAAGAAGAUCUCAUUCAGGCCAAGAGAACGACUGUAACUCUGGAUGGAAGAGACGUUCUUAUUAUAUAUCAUCAGAGAACGUUCUAUGUGGAUCUGCAGUGUUACCAUGCUGGCAGUACUUUGGAGACAGGAGAUAUUGAGGAAAUCAACAACAAGCUCUGUAUUGUGUGCCCAAAGCACAAGUAUAAGAUCACUCUGGCUGAAGGCGAGGGGUUAUACAAGGCCAAAAACCCCACGGAAGCAGUCCCUACCCUGCGGUGGUAUUCCAAAGGCAUAAAGCAAAGAGUGCACAAAGUGACGGAAGUAGACGAAGACAUCUUUGUGACGUUGUCCACUUGCCCUGGGUGGAUUGAGUCAGACUAUUAUCAGACUGAGAAGGGCAGGGCGGAACUGAGAAAAGCGCAGGAGUCGGAGGAUGGAGAAGAAUACGUGAAUGCAGAUGAAGAUGAAGACGUAUAGUCUGGAAGCAACAGUGAGACGAGAGCUUCAAAGAUCCUAAGGGAACUGCAUAAAUUAAGAUUGAUGAUUUCAGAGUCAGUCUACUUGAAUAAAACUGCAGUUUGACAUCA